Galeopterus variegatus (Sunda flying lemur) is the source of this 1343-nucleotide messenger RNA. RefSeq names its product TATA box binding protein (TBP)-associated factor, RNA polymerase I, D, 41kDa (gene TAF1D). The record is from RefSeq and is a predicted model, not a curated record. Lineage: Eukaryota; Metazoa; Chordata; Mammalia; Dermoptera; Cynocephalidae. The transcript has 12 exons. Gene Ontology annotation, cellular component: nucleus; nucleoplasm; RNA polymerase transcription factor SL1 complex. Bases 62 to 904 code for a protein of 280 amino acids. Gene Ontology annotation, biological process: regulation of DNA-templated transcription.
CUUCCGCAUGGUCGGAGGAGGUAGGCAGUUUGUGUGUUAGAGGGCUGAGUUCGGGAGGGUGAUGGGCGCAGACCCCCAGGGACUCACGUACCAAUUCAGUCCGGAUUCCUGGCCGGUGGCGUGGGUUGCAGGCAGCAGUGAUAACUCCUCUUCUGGUAGCAGCUUGUUUAAAACUCAAUGUGUUCCUUCCUCACCUAAACGGAGGCAAAGAAACCCCAUUAGAAAAAUUAUUCAUUCACCCGAAAGCGUUCAAGCAAGAGAUUCAUCAAGUGACUCAUCUUUUGAGCCAAGACCAUUGACUUUAAAAGCUAUUUUUGAAAGAUUUAAGCAAAAGAAACGUAAAAGGAGGAGGAGGAAAUACAAGCCAACGGGAAGACCAACAGGAAGACCAGUGGGAAGGAGAAACACUAGAAUCUCACAAAUAUGUAAGAAACAAUUUAAAGAAAGAGUGCCUGGGUUCCCAUUUUUAGAAUCAGAGAAUGGAAGAAAACAAUUACCUUGGAGAAAAAUUUUAACCUUUGAGCAAGCUGUUGCAAGAGGAUUUUUUAACUACAUCGAAAAACUGAAGUAUGAACAUCAUCUUAAAGAAUCAUUGAAACAAAUGGAUGUUGGUGAAGAUUUAGAAAAAGAAGAUCUUGACAGUCGUAGGUAUAAGUAUUUGGAUGAUGAUGGAUCCAUUUCCCCUAUUGAAGAGUCAGCAGCAGAGGAAGAGGAUGUGACACAUCUUGAAAAUGAUGAGUGUGAUAUCAAAUUGGUAGAGGAUAGUUGUUUCAUAAUGUGUUCUGAAUUCCCAAAGAUGAGUGUGUAUUUAGAACAAGAAGUUGCUUUAUCUAAAAAAAGAGCUUCAAAGGCUAAAAACAUUGGACAGAGAACACAGUGUCCUGAAAAGAAGACAGGAACAUAAAUGUCAAGAAGGCUUUUAUCUUCAGAAUAUGAUGUCUGAAAUUGGAAGGUAUUGGCAUAUCCCACAGAUCUGUACUGUUGUUGAAAGUAAUAGCUUAGGAAUGAAUAUGAUUUAAACUCUUCUAUUAGAGAGGGUGUCAGAAAAUUGAGAACAGAGCAGAUGGGGAAUUUUUGAAGUUGUCAUCAGUUUGUCCAUAUUAAAGUGGAGAUAAAAGCCCACAUAAAAGAAUGGGCUAAAAGAAUGACUGUGGAUUAAGCAUCAGUUCUUUUAAAAAGGGCUGUCUUGAGGAGAAACCUUGACUGAAGCUUUAGACGUGACCUUGAUGGGCAGCAGCAGGAGUCACAACAUGUGAAAUUCCUUGAAUAGAAAUUUAUUAACUUUAAAUAAUUUUGCCUAAUGUCACAAAUAAUUAAACCCUUUACGCUGUUGUAGAAAGUCA